Alosa alosa (allis shad) is the source of this 1710-nucleotide messenger RNA. RefSeq lists its product as uncharacterized. Lineage: Eukaryota; Metazoa; Chordata; Actinopteri; Clupeiformes; Clupeidae. The transcript has 3 exons. The coding region runs from base 253 to 861 and encodes 202 amino acids. The record is from RefSeq and is a predicted model, not a curated record.
UCUCAUUGGGCGUGUAGCUAGAGGCUUGGCCACUCUCUUUCCUCUUCUCUUCUCUCCUUUCUUUCUUUCCUUCAGUCCUCUACAUGUUGUUACCUACCUUCUACUGCCCCACCCUGCAUUUUGGAGGAUUUGAGAAGAUAAUUUUGCAGAGGUCAUCUGGACCGUUUCUGAAAAGUGCAAAGUUAAGACAUCACCGUCCAAGAUAUCCUCUAAGGUUACUCGCGGGACAUCAAGUCAAAUUAAUGUGCCAUAAUGACUAAUAGCAACACACCUGGUACAACAAUCGGCGUCCUGGUGGCCCUGUUCAUAAUCCUGUUUGGUCUGCUGGUGUACCUGUAUCGACGUCUGAACCGUGACACCGAGAACCAGUACACUGUGCGCAACAUCGUGCUCAGUGAAGGAGGCCUUCGUGACCGCGUGAGGUCAGGAGUCGUGGCCAUGGAGGCCCGGCUGGGCAUCCACCUGUGGCCCAGACCUAGACCCAGCAGCGAGGAGGAGGAGGUCAUCGGGGACAGCCAGCCAGCGACGAACGAGGAUGUGGAAACUGGACAGAACGAGCGCAGUGGGGACGUUGCAGCGGAGGAUAAGAAUGAACACGCAGAUGAAGGAGACGACUCCGAGGACGACUACUCGAGCAUGGGCGGAACGGACCUUCGGGAACGGGCCAAACUGAUGAAGGAUGUCGACGAGGGGGACGACCAACAGGAGGGGGAGAGGAGAAGAGGAGGGGAAGGAAAGGAAGAGGAGGGGGAGAGGGAGGUUGGUGGUUUGCUUGUCAACCUCCAGGAGUUUUCAAGCAGCGCCAUUUGGUCCGAGGAGAAGAAGGACGAGAAUGAGGAUGUUGAUCUGACCGCUUUGUGAGAGGACAAGAGGAGGGGGUGGGGGGUUUCCAGGCCAGGAAUAUCAUGUACACAUUAUAGAUAAUUAUCAGUAGCUUUGAGACAGCAGUGAAAUUUCAUGGGUGGUUUUGAAAAGCAAACAUUUCAUUUUUUUUUUAUUUACAGACAUUUAUUAUGUCUUGUAGUUUCUGGAAACUUAUUGACAAAUUAUAAUUUGAAGGUCCACUCAAUGUCAAUAAUCAGUUCAGUGUCGGUUUGUGUGUACAUUAUACUGUAAGUUUGCUAUGAAACAAAAUGAACUGGAGAAAGUUUAGCCCAGCCUAUACUCGGGUUGGUCGGGAGGAUUAUGAAUGUUUGCCAUAACUGACAGGCAUACAUACUACUGUUCAAAUGUUUGGGGUCACAGGUUGUUUGAUGAAUGCCAGGUUUAACGGAUGCCUACAAUUAUUUCAAUUCAAAAUCAUUACACUUGCCCCUGAGAUUUCCUAUUGAUUUAGCCAUACUAUUCAAUCUCAUUAAACCCUUUUAUUUUAUUGAAAACAUGGACAUCUCCCAGUGACUCAAAACUUCUGAAUGCCUGCAAUAAUGUAAAUUGAUAACUAGUAUCUCCAUAAGCUAAACCUGACUGAGUUGUACAUAGAUUUCAAUGAUUUUGAACUUAAUGGGAAGGCCGGAGACACAACAAAACUGAAUACCUGUCUGUUUCUCUCAGUUAGGCCAUUUUGUCUUUGUCCUUCCCAAAGUUCAUUAAACCAAUGCUGUAGGCUACAGGCUUUGACCGUUUUAUUUUAUAUUUUAAUUCAGGGACGUUUUUAAAUGUCUUGUGUGUGUGUGUGUGGCCUACCUUUGUCAAUAAACAUCUCAAGAGGUC